Acanthosepion pharaonis is the source of this 735-nucleotide messenger RNA. The record is from the annotation of a GenBank genome assembly. NCBI's taxonomy places the organism in Eukaryota, Metazoa, Mollusca, Cephalopoda, Sepiida, Sepiidae.
AUGUGGGUCCACAUUUAUUCCGUGUCGCCCUGUUCAAAACACACACACAAGCACAUCUAUCUAUCUAUCUAUCUAUCUAUCUAUCUAUCUAUCUAUCUAUCUAUCUAUCUGUUUCAUGUGUGCGUGUGUGUUUCUAUCUAUCUAUCUAUCUAUCUAUCUAUCUAUCUAUCUAUCUAUCGCGGCGUUGUUGAAUUCAUACUACUCCUACCUCGCUUCCCGUCUAUAUACUGCUCUCACCUCGCUUCCAGUCUAUAUACGGCGCCUACCUCCUUCCAGUCUAUAUACGGCGCCUACCUCGCUCUCCGUCUAUAUACUACACCUACCUCGCUUCCCGUCUAUAUACUACGCCUACCUCGCUUUCCGUCUAUAUACUGCUCCCACAUCGCUUCCCGUCUUUAUACUGCGCCCACCUCGCUUCCCGUCUAUAUACUGCGCCUACCUCGCUUUACGUCUAUAUACUGCUCCCAUCGCUUCCCGUUUUUUAUACUGCCCCACCUCGCUUCCGUCUAUACUGCUCCUACCUCGCUUCCCGUCUAUAUACUGCUCCUACCUCGCUUUCCGUCUACUGCUCCCACAUCGCUUCCCGUCUUUAUACUGCGCCCACCUCGCUUCCCGUCUAUAUACUGCUCCUACCUCGCUCUCCGUCUAUAUACUGCUCCUACCUCGCUUCCCCCUUUUCAUUAUCUAUCUAUCUAUCUAUCUAUCUAUCUAUCUAUCUAUCACAGUCCCUAUUGA